AUGCAGGCCAAGAAACGCUACCUCUUAGUUCUCCUGUCUUGUGCGUUUUUAGCUUACUGCUACUUUGGAGGCUAUCGGUUGAAAAGUGAAGACAUUACUCAUUUCACUGAAGAAUCUCUCCCUACCUAUGUCGAUACAUGGAAAGAUCAGCUUUACGAGAGAGAUUUAGAACCGGCCCCCCACUUGCGAAGAACAGGUAAUUCAUACGGUGUACGAAAGGGUAACAGUAACAUAGUAAAUCAGAAAUGUAGAAUGGAAACAUGUUUUGACUUCACACGAUGUAUGAAAGAUUUCAAAGUUUAUGUGUAUCCUACAGCUGAUGAAUCGACUGGUGAAGUGCCCCUUACACCAAGUGCUGUCUAUCAAAAAGUACUAGAUGUUAUUUCUGAAUCUCGAUAUUAUACACCAGAUCCUAGUCAAGCUUGCUUGUUUGUUCUUGCAAUAGAUACUUUAGAUAGAGACAAUUUAUCAGCGGAUUAUGUUCGUAAUGUGCCAUCCCGACUCCAGAGGCUCAAAUUGUGGAAUGGAGGAAGAAACCAUGUUGUGUUCAAUUUAUAUUCAGGUACAUGGCCUGAUUAUUCUGAAGAUGAUCUCGGUUUCGAUACUGGUGAAGCGAUUUUAGCCAAGGCUAGUAUGUCUGUCACCAGUUUCAGACCAGGAUUUGACAUAUCAAUUCCUCUGUUUCAUAAGAAUCAUCCUGAAAAAGGUGGAGAGCCAGGUUUCGUAUCAACCAAUAAUUUCCCAAUUAACAAAAAAUAUCUUCUUGCCUUUAAAGGUAAGCGUUAUGUGCACGGUAUCGGUUCAGAAACGCGUAAUUCACUUUAUCAUCUUCAUAAUGAAAGAGACAUUGUACUUGUGACAACAUGUCGUCAUGGGAAGUCGUGGAAGGAGUUAAAGGAUGAGAGGUGCGAUGAAGACAACACAGAAUAUGACAGGUAA
This is a messenger RNA of Nezara viridula (southern green stink bug), 939 nucleotides long. NCBI's taxonomy places the organism in Eukaryota, Metazoa, Arthropoda, Insecta, Hemiptera, Pentatomidae. The record is from the annotation of a GenBank genome assembly.